Amaranthus tricolor (Joseph's coat) is the source of this 1244-nucleotide messenger RNA. RefSeq names its product histone-lysine N-methyltransferase ATXR6-like. Gene Ontology annotation, molecular function: protein binding. The record is from RefSeq and is a predicted model, not a curated record. The coding region runs from base 99 to 1151 and encodes 350 amino acids. NCBI's taxonomy places the organism in Eukaryota, Viridiplantae, Streptophyta, Magnoliopsida, Caryophyllales, Amaranthaceae. The transcript has 6 exons.
CCAUAAAGCCCAGAACAGUAACAAAUCACCACCGAACUCUACAACACCAUAGCCAACAUUUACAUCAUCUAUCUACUUCCUUUCAUUCCUCAAUUUCCAUGGCUUCACCAGCUCAACGACGUCGUACUCGAGCUAUAAAACCCAUUUGUCGGCCCCCAUUACCGUCUCCAGAUUCAGAUGAAGAAUCAAAUUUUGAUUACGAAGAAGUACACUGCGAGGAAUGUGGAUCUGGGGAUAAUGCUUCUGAUUUGUUGCUUUGCGAUGGUUGUGAUCAUGGUUAUCAUUUGUAUUGCCUUAAACCUAUUCUCGUUUCCGUUCCUAAAGGUUCCUGGUUUUGCCCAGUUUGUUCUGGUGCCAAAAAGCUCAAAAAAUUCCCACUAGUUCAGACUAAAAUUGUUGAUUUCUUCAGAAUCCAAAAGCCACCUGAAGAAGUUGGAAAGCAAAUGGCAGAUACUCAUAAGAGAAAGAGACGAUCAAGCUUUGUGGUUUCAAAAAAGAGUAGAAAAUUGUUGCCCUUCAAUCCAACUAAGGAUCCUGAAAGGAGAUUAGAGCAGAUGGCAUCUUUAGCCACCGCAUUGAUAGCAACUGGGACGGAGUUCAGUAACGAGCUCACUUAUGUUCCUGGCAUGGCUCCUAGAUCAGCAAACGCUGCUGCCCUUGAGAAUGGGGGAAUGCAGGUCAUGUCAAAGGAAGAUGUUGAAACAUUAACUUUGUGCAAGAAGAAGAUGGAAAGAGGGGAAUGGCCUCCCCUUCUAGUUGUCUUUGAUCCUAAAGAAGGGUUCACAGUACAGGCAGAUAGACAUAUCAGGGAUUUGACAAUCAUCACAGAAUAUGUAGGAGACGUUGAUUACCUCCACAACCGAGAAAACGAUGAUGGGGAUAGCAUGAUGACAUUGCUUUCAGCUUGUAAACCUUCACAAAGCCUUGUUGUAUGUCCGGACAGACGCAGCAACAUUGCUCGCUUUAUCAAUGGCAUUAACAACUAUACUCCGGAAGGGAGGAAGAAGCAGAAUCUGAAGUGUGUAAGAUAUGAUGUAGGUGGAGAAUGCAGAGUUUUGCUAAUUGCAAAUAGAGAUAUACGUAACGGAGAAAGACUGUAUUAUGAUUAUAACGGGCUUGAGAAUGAAUACCCAACCAAGCAUUUUGUAUAGCCUUUCCCUUUAUAAGAUGAACCUUUCUUCAAUAUGAUGCGUAAAUGUAAAUUGAGUCGUCAAAUCUAUGUUAUUCGAACUCUCAUGUCGAUA